This is a messenger RNA of Choloepus didactylus (southern two-toed sloth), 2391 nucleotides long. RefSeq names its product spermatogenesis associated 21 (gene SPATA21). The record is from RefSeq and is a predicted model, not a curated record. NCBI's taxonomy places the organism in Eukaryota, Metazoa, Chordata, Mammalia, Pilosa, Megalonychidae. Gene Ontology annotation, molecular function: calcium ion binding.
AUGGAUGACAGAAACACCCAGGCAUACACGGAGAGUAGGACUCAAGCUCCAGGGGCCCAGCCAAGUCACUUGAAGACCACCAGCAAGAGGGCUAGUGAUGAGCCCACCAUAUUAGAAGUCAGCCAGGUCGUGUUUCCAGAUGCUACAGAAAUGGGAGGUGAGGAGCAGCCCUCAUCUGCUCCAGUAGGGCCAGAGUUGGGGCCUGGCCCCCGGGAAGCAUCAGAGGCGGGGCCUCCGGAGUGCAACUCGGAGGAGCAGAAGCCUCGGGGAGGCCCAGGGAAGAAGCAAUCAUCCUGGGACUCCCAGAAAGGGUCCUGGGGGCCGCAAACGGGCCGGGAUCCGGCCAAGCCAGGGAGUGAGCUGGGGUCGCCGGGCCCGGAGCAGGAGCCUGAGGACAAGCAAGACUCGGGGACCACGAGAGACCCAGGCACCGCGGAGGGUCGGCGCCCCGAGAGCUGCCAGGUAACCCCUGCGGAGACCCCGGCAGGAGGGCGUGGAAGUAACGGCCCCCGGAAGAGGACGCGAGGGAACCCCCACUUCCGGUGCACCUGCGUUUGCUCCGCCCCGUCUCCCGGAAACGCCGAUCACCCCGUCUGUGCCGGCCGCCGGGAUACUGUGGGAGCCUGCGCUAAACAGCGGAUCGAUUGUGACUUUGGGUUGGCCAUGCCUCCCCUGGCCUCAGAUUCUUCCUCUGUCAAAAUGGAAGCGUGCCUGAGCUACCUUGUAGGGGUGCUGGGAGAGCUCAGCAAGGACCCAGAGGGUCAGCCAACCCCAGGUCACCAGGCAGCAAAUGGGUCAGACACAGCACAGACAACAGAGCCUUGUUGUACCUCGGACAGCUGUGGGCAGCCACUGGGAGACAAGCCCCCCAAGGAGGCAGGCACUGCACACAUCGGACCACAAGGGGUUCUGCCAGAGCUGGGUCCCAGGCCACAUGAGGACAGUGCCCAGGAAGCAAUGCCUCUAGUGCCCACAGUGACCCCAGAGGAAAAGACAGCUACCCCCUUCCAGCCAUCUAAGCCAGGACCUAAAACAUCCAAAGGGGGAGAGGCUAUGGGGACCCAGCGAGCACCAGGGCCUGUUUCUCCACCAGAGAUGAGGGACGUCGGAGAGAGGAGGGGGCCGGACCGCGCUCAGAGGCAGCCUCAGGAGCCCUCAGCGGUGGCAGGGACCCCAAACCUUGGGAAUGCCUGGCAGGGUUUCAUGAGGUGCUUGCUGGAGGUGGAGGAGGAGGAGGCCAUGCACCGGAGGGCCUCGAAGGCCCGGGCCCUGCCCUCCCGGAAGUCCCCCAGGACCCUGACGCUGGGGCCCGCCUCAGUCCCUGUCGGCAACUUGGCCCCCAGCCUGCCUCUGGCCUUGCCUCAGACCCCAGCCCCGGCCCCUGCUGUGGUCCCACCCUGGAUCCGGCCGCCUGCCUCUGGGCCAGUCCCGGCCCCCAUGGGAGCCCCCGUCCCUGCCUCGGUGCCCGGCUCCGUCCUGCUGGCCUCCGCCCCGGAGCUGGGCUGGAGGAGGGCAGAGCUCUCGCACCCGAGCAACGAGAGGAGCCUGAGCUAUGCCAAGGCCCGGCAGGAGCAGGAGGAGUGCAGCCUCCUCAGGUUGUAUCAGAACUGGGAGGAGAGGCUGGAGGAGCAGCUCACGCUGAAGCAAGAGGAAGCCUUCCGCAGCUACUUUGAGAUCUUCAAUGGCCCCGGCGAGGUGGACGCACAGAGCCUGGAGAACACCCUGCUUCUGGUGGGCAUCAACCUGACCCCAGCCCAGAUGGACGACGCCCUGAUGAGUGCUGAUAUCAACGGAGAUGGGCAUGUGGACUUCAAGGAUUUCUUGGCCGUGAUGACAGACAGCAAACGCUUCUUCUGCUCCAUGGAACAGAGUGCCCUGACAGACCUGGCUGCCCCCAACCCCCACACUCUGCUCUUUGAGAUCCUGUCCCUGCUGGUGGAGAUGCUGGCCUUACCUGAGAUGGCCUUAGAGGAGAUCACCACGUAUUACCAGAAGAAGCUGAAGGAAGGCACCUGCAAGGCCCGAGACAUGGAAUCGGCCAUAGGCCGGCUGCGGUCCCGGAAGAAGCUUCCCUACAACCCCCAGCAGGCAGACGUCUUAGAAGUCCCAGAACGAAGGGUCCUGAGGAUCCUGAGCCGGCUAAAGCAGCAGAAUUAUGCUGCCAACCUGCAGAGCCCCUAUGCCCAGGUGCCCUGCAUCCCACUCUGCCCGCGGCUGGACAAGAAAACGACCCGUCGGAAACAGGGCAACCACUACGUGCUGGACCAGUGUGCCACGAGCCUGGGCCCGGACAUCCACAGCCUCUUCUUCCAGUCGGGAUCUCAAGGAGGCAGGGAAUAUAGUUCUGAUGGCCGAAAAUGGCUCAGUUCCACGCCAGCUCGAACCUACUGA